CUGCAGAGACUACACUUCCAGACCUUCAGCCCUGGUUUGGUUAAUUUGUCCCAGGAGACUACGGAAGACUGGAAUAAUCUCUGCUACGGCAAAGGGGGGAAAAUGCAUCCGAUCCUUUUCCCGUUUUAACAGCCGCUCUGGAUGAACACGAUCCUUUGUAUGUGUGCACGCCUCACAGUCAGAGCUGGGCGCGUCCACGCGGUGAAAACUGAGUGGAUUUUGUAGUGAACAACCCCCUGCUUAUUUGCCGUGGAUCAUUCCUCGGUGCCUCCACAUCCAGGCGAGGUGACAGCGGCGCACAGACCGCACCAGACGCACCAACUCAGUGGCUUGUGGAUACGCAGCGGAGCGCACGGCUGAGGACUCUGUGCGCAGUUUAACUUCGACACAAAUGGAUAUUUACGUGGCUUUCUUAUACCUUUUCUUCAUCUUUACCAAACCAGCCUUGGGUUCAGAUGAAGACUAUCACGUCGAUAUCAUCCACGAACUUGACCUGGCAAAUGCCACUUAUGGAAUUACCCAAGUGGCAGGGCUCCACAACGGCAGCAAAGCCUUCAUUUUCCGAGAUGUUGGAAGAGCAGUUCACGCCCCGGCACACAUCACAGAGAAAGUGGUGCAGCUGUUCAGGAGUAAAAGUGAAUUUACCUUCUUGGCUUCCAUCCAGCAGAAGUCGUCCACAUCAGGAGUCGUAUUCUCCAUCCAUGAGUCGGAACACAGUUAUUUUGAGCUGGAGAGCAGCGGAGUGAGAGAAGAGAUUCGCUACCACUACCGCUUCAAAGGCAAACCACGAUCUGAGUCUUUCCCGUACCGACUGGCAGAUGGACAGUGGCACAAGAUCGCUCUGACCAUCAGUGCGUCCCACCUUCUGCUUCAUGUCGAUUGUAACAGGAUUUAUGAGCGGGUGAUAGACCCUCCUCAGAUGGAGCUCACCCCUGGCAUUGGAGUGUGGCUCGGGCAGCACAGUCACAAGCACGGCUUGUUCAAGGGCAUCAUCCAGGAUGUGAAGCUCAUCUUCGCCCCCAAUGGUUACAUCACACAGUGUCCUAACCUCAACCGCACUUGCCCGACCUGCAGUGACUUCCUGGGCCUGGUGCAAGGCAUCAUGGACCUUCAGGAGCUCCUGGCCAAGAUGACACUGAAGCUGAACUAUGCAGAGUCCAGACUGACCCAGCUGGAGGGCUGUCACUGUGAGAGGACCUGCAGUGCCAACAACAUGGUGUACAGGAAUCAAGAGCUUUGGGAAGAGCCUGAGAACUGCAGGAACUGUGCGUGUAAGAAUGGUGUGGUCGAGUUGCGCAGAAUCUUCUGUCCUCCCACAAACUGCUCCGAAGACUCGCUUCCCGUGCACGUUGAGGGAACUUGCUGCAAGAUCUGCCGACCUAAAUGCUCCUACAUGGGCCAGACCCUGGCUGAAGGACAGCGGUUCUUAUCCAGAGGCUGCAGGAAAUGCAAGAACGGCCUGAUGGAGAAAAUUACAGAAACCUGCCCGGAGAUCAACUGCACAGUCAGUGAGCAGAUCUUACCUGAGGGCAGAUGCUGCAACGUCUGUAGAGGUUAUGACUUCUGUGCUGAGGGACUCAUUUGUGGGGAAAACUCUGAGUGUAAAAACAGGAAUACUAAAGCAGAGUGUGAAUGCAAGAGCGGCUACGCCUCCAUCCAUGGGGACUCGACUUACUGUGAAGAUAUUGAUGAGUGUGCAACCCAAAUGCAUUACUGCCAGUCCAACACAGUGUGUGUCAACUUGCCAGGCAGCCAUCUCUGCGACUGCCUGCCAGGAUUCGUCAGAGUGGACGAGUACUCCUGCACUGAGCAUGAUGAGUGUGCCAGCAGUCAGAGCUUGUGUGAUGAGAACGCCAUCUGCACCAACACCAUUCGUGGACACCUGUGUACCUGCAAGCCGGGCUACGUGGGCAAUGGGACCAUCUGCAGAGCCUUUUGUGAAGAGGGAUGUCGGAGUGGAGGGACCUGUGUGUCUCCCAACACGUGCGUCUGUCCUUCGGGAUUCACAGGACGCCGCUGUGAGACAGAUAUCGAUGAGUGUGCAGAGGGCCUGAUCGAGUGUCACAACCACUCCCGCUGUGUCAACCUCCCAGGCUGGUACCACUGCGAGUGCAGGAAUGGUUUCCAUGACAAUGGCUCCUACAUGCUUGAUGGAAGUUCCUGCAUCGAUAUUGAUGAGUGUGCUUUGGAGACGCACACUUGCUGGAAUGACAGUGUGUGUGUGAAUCUCCCAGGAGGAUAUGACUGUAUGUGUGUGUCUGGCCCUGGCUGUAGUGGCGACUGCCCGCAGGAAGAAACAAUUAGACGCAAUGGAGAAGAGUGGACACCAACCUUUGACCGGUGCACUAUCUGCUCCUGCAAGGAUGGACAGACCUACUGCAGACGAAGAGCCUGUGACUGUGGCGACCCAGACGAGGAUAUCUUCUGCUGUCCCAGCUGUGACAACAGACCCAGCAGUCAGUGCCUGGACCAGAGCGGACGCACACUCUACCGCAGUGGAGGGACCUGGUUGUACGGCUGCCAGCAAUGUCGCUGCAUGGAGGGUGAGGUGGACUGCUGGCCUCUGGUUUGCCCUGUGUUGAAAUGCGAGUACACGGCAGUGGCAGAGGGGGAGUGUUGCCCACGCUGUGUCACAGACCCCUGUUUGGCAGACAACCUCUCAUAUGACAUUCGACAGACAUGCCAGGACCCUGCUGGCAUCGCCCGCCUCAGUGGUGACGCAUGGCAUAUGCCCAACUCACCCUGCAGCACCUGCAAAUGUAGGAAUGGGAACGUCUGCUGCUCGGUGGAUCUCGACUGCAUCCAGAACAACUAAAGCUCUCCUCCCUUUGUCAUCUUUCUCCAUCUUUCACCACGGGAACCAACCCCCACAUGCCUCCUCGCCUCCAUCUGACAAGCCUCCCUUCGGUUUCAUGUCAGAGACUCACGCACACCGGUGCGUUUCAGUGUGAGCCCAGAAAGUACAGACACAAACUGGGUAAACAUGGAUACUGAAGCUAUGCUUCUGUGCUUUAACUAUGACAGCGAACUGUAUGUGUGUGUGUGUGUCUGUGUGUCAUAAAGGGAUGAACAACGACUGCCGCUCAGACUAGAGUCAUCGUGCAUGUGUAAUCGUCUUCUCCAUGGCUUUUAUGUCUUGGUAAAUCAGUUCAGCAUUGUGUUGGACUGAACUGAGAGAAGCUGGGUCUGACGUGACAUUAUCAGCAGCGAGAAUGAACAAGUGAUAGACAGGUGGGACAUGUUGCAUCUAAUGGACGCCGUCAAUGAAAUAAUUUAGUUGCAUUGAAACAAAACUGAAUGAAAAUGUAGUUUUUUUGUUUAAUCUAAAAGUAAAGAAAAUGGCCCAUGUUAGAUAUAUGUACACAAGUUUCACUUUUAAACAUUGGCUCACAUUAGGGACAAUCUAGGUAAUGUACAUUAUGUAGUUUGGAUCCGACUAGAGGUAGAUUGUUGAUGGUAUGUCAUGUGGUAUUGUGGCUUGGGUCAGAUGGUAUUCAAUUCAAAUUACUUGGAAAAUAUAUGUCGUGAAUCAAACUGAAGUCACAAAAAAAGAGAGAAAAUUUGCCUUUAUUUUGGAUGUUUUUACUUUACAUAAGUCUACUGAGAAAGAGGUGAAAAAUGAAAAUCUUAGUUGUGAAAAACAAUUGGAUCAGAUUUUAAUGCAUACUGUACACAUUAGAGACACAUGUUGUUACCUACACACAUUGAGGUGAAAAUACACUACAUUAGCAUGAAAUACCAUCUCAACUCACAUCUUAAGUCAGAUUAGUCUAACUGAGCACAAUAAAUGUCGGCAGCUAAAAACUUGGCUGACACAUGUGACGAAUGGAUUGAGAGGAAACUGCAGACAGGAAUAUUGUCGAGGACAAGGACUUCACGGAAGUUUUUUAAAGUAACUCUCAACGCAUGCACAGUAAUGACUAACAUCCAUCAACUCUGUGAGGCUAAAUUCUGAGUUAAAGUUUCGCAUGUUUCUCCACUUUUUUUUACUUAUUUGGUGUAAAACAUAGAAAUCUUCUUGAAGUCAGUAAGUCUUUCUGCUCCAGCAGUAUGCAGAAAUAUGUUGAUUCUUGAUUAAUCACUGAUUAACUGUGAUCCAUCGUGAUCAAAAAUUGACUCUAGGUCCUAAGUGAUCAACAAUUAUGAGCCUGAUGAAUGGCAAUGAAAAAAACAAAACAAAAGAAAACACAACGCACAGUUAGCAUAACUGUGGAUUGACAUUUUUGGAUAGAAGUACAUGACUUGGUUUUCUAAACAUUUUUCACAGUUUUCUUCUCAGUGAAAGCCGAACAGACACGGUAGCAUGCGUACUGCGGUUUGCCAAUGCUGUUGACUUGGCUGGUGGUCUCCAUUAUAGCGCUGGUGUUUUGGCGUUUUUCUGCAGUACGGCAGCUUUGGCACUGGCUCCCCAGGUUCUUCAGCACUCAAACAAAUGGCACACGCUAUGUGGAAGAGACAAAAAACAAGAGAAUGAGUGAAAGUGGGUAAUUAAGACCUUGCCAGACAGGCCUGGAUGUGAGGAUGCCAGAAGGUCAGCUGUGAGUGCUGAAUCUGUUUACAGACCUCCAGGCUUAUUAAGUCUGCAGCUUUUCCUGCUGCAUUUCAAAUGUUGGGCGUGCUGAUGCUGCUGUGACAUCCUGCCCUGCUCUGUCCUCCGCUCCACUCCUCCUCCUUUCAUUAUUUAGCCUGUCUCGAGAGCUCAGGUUUGUCUCCAGCCUCAUAUGGAUAAAGUGGCAAUGCUAAUGCUAAUUUUAGAGUCAGCUGAAACUUUUCUCUGGCAUCAGCUGCACUGUA
This is a messenger RNA of Cynoglossus semilaevis (tongue sole), 4794 nucleotides long. Its product is annotated as protein kinase C-binding protein NELL1. Gene Ontology annotation, biological process: positive regulation of ossification; regulation of osteoblast differentiation. Lineage: Eukaryota; Metazoa; Chordata; Actinopteri; Pleuronectiformes; Cynoglossidae. The record is from RefSeq and is a predicted model, not a curated record. Gene Ontology annotation, molecular function: protein kinase C binding; heparin binding; calcium ion binding. The transcript has 22 exons. Bases 392 to 2815 code for a protein of 807 amino acids. Gene Ontology annotation, cellular component: cytoplasm.